Cynara cardunculus var. scolymus (artichoke) is the source of this 486-nucleotide messenger RNA. RefSeq lists its product as uncharacterized. The transcript is spliced from 2 exons. Lineage: Eukaryota; Viridiplantae; Streptophyta; Magnoliopsida; Asterales; Asteraceae. The coding region runs from base 1 to 486 and encodes 161 amino acids. The record is from RefSeq and is a predicted model, not a curated record.
AUGCUUGGUAGCGUCGUGCGGGGACAAGGCACCGGGCGUGCUUGGCUUGGCCCGGCUUCUCUAGGCAUGCUUGGUAGCAUCAUGCGGGGACAAGGCACUGGGCGUGCUUGGCUUGGCCGGGCUUGCCUAGGCCUGGCAUGCUUGAUCGCGUCGUGCGGGCACAAGGCACCGGAUGUGCCGCCCCAGCCAAACUCCCCACCUGUAUAUGUCUUCUGCCCGGAUUGGCCCUCCGAGGCGAGCCUUGGGUCCAAAAAUAGGGGCAUUGCCCUGCUUCCGAUUCAUGGAAUAAGUAAAAUAACGUUAAAGGUAGUAGUAUUUCACUUUCGCCCGAGGGCUCHCACUUAUACUACACCUCUCAAGUCAUUUCACAAAGUCGGACUAGAGUCAAGCUCAACAGGGUCUUCUUUCCCCGCUGAUUCUGCCAAGCCCGUUCCMUUGGYUGUGGUUUCGCUGGAUAGUAGACAGKRAMAGUGGGAAUCUCGUUAA